GAGGUAAACUUCAUCUCAGUGUGUGUGUGUGUGUGUGUGUGUGUGUGUGUGUGUGUGUGUGUGUGUGUGUGUGUGUGUGUGUGUGUGUUAAGCCACGUUCCACACGGUAGCUGAUCUCAGUUUCUAAAUUGACGCUCUCUGAGUCUGAGGUGAUGGACUCGUUUAUUCAGCAACAGCAGGGUCACUCGGGUGUUGGUGACUCUUUCCUGGAACAUUUGUGUUUAUUGGACAUUGAUCAGGAGCCAAUCGCAGCACGCAACACUGGCAUCAUCUGCACCAUCGGCCCAGCGUCUCGCUCUGUGUCGAAGCUGCAGGCUAUGGUGAAGGCAGGAAUGAACAUUGCUCGUCUCAACUUCUCCCAUGGAACCCACGAGUAUCACAGAGAAUCUAUCCGGAAUAUUCGUGAAGCAGUGGAGUCAUUGACCUCUGACCCUCUGACCUAUCGACCAGUGGCCAUUGCCUUGGAUACCAAAGGACCCGAAAUACGCACUGGCCUGGUACGAGGGCUCGUGGAUGGUGAGGUAAAGCUGGAGCGUGGCUCUGUGGUGACGGUGGUGACGGCGGAAGCGGAUCGGAAUGUGACGGAUGGUUCCCGUGUUUGGGUGGAUUAUCCUGAUCUGUCCCGCGUGGUAAAGACAGGAGGAACCAUUUACAUCGAUGAUGGACUCAUCGCCCUCACAGUGCUGCACAUCGGUGACGGGUGGGUGAAGACUCGGGUGGAGAGUGGUGGCAUUCUUUGUAGCCGUAAAGGUGUGAACCUGCCGGGGGCAGAGUUAGUGAACUUGCCUGCAGUGAGUGAACGGGACAGAGCCGACCUGCAGCUGGGAGUGGACGAGGGAGUGGACAUCGUCUUCGCUUCCUUCAUCCGCUGUGCCGAGGAUGUGAGGGCCGUUAGGAGGGCUCUAGGACCCAGUGGAGCUAAAAUCAAAGUCAUCAGCAAGGUGGAAAACAGACAGGGCGUGCAGAAUUUUGAUGAGAUACUGAGGGAGAGUGAUGGAGUGAUGGUUGCUCGUGGUGAUUUAGGGAUUGAGAUUCCAGCAGAGAAAGUGUUCAUCGCACAGAAGAUGAUGAUUGGACGCUGCAACUCAGCGGGAAAACCAGUCAUUUGUGCCACACAGAUGUUGGAGAGUAUGGUAUGUAAUGCCCGGCCAACCCGUGCUGAGAGUAGCGAUGUAGCCAACGCUGUGCUGGAUGGAGCCGACUGUGUCAUGCUGUCUGCAGAGACGGCUAAAGGGCGCUACCCAGUGGAGGCAGUGUCCAUGAUGCACUCAAUCUGCAGGGAGGCUGAGGCGGCUCUGUUCCACCAGCGGGUGUUUGAGGAUCUGAGACGUCUCACUGCUCUCAGCUCAGACCCCACAGAGGUGACGGCGAUCGGAGCAGUCGAGUCGAGUUUCAAAUGCAGUGCAGGGGCCAUCAUCGUCCUCACUACCUCUGGGAGGUCUGCCCAUCUGCUAUCUCGGUACCGCCCCCGCUGUCCCAUCAUUGCUGUGACGAGGAAUGCUCAGAUGGCCCGCCAAUCACAGCUGCUCUGGGGAGUAUUCCCCGCCCUCUUCCAAGUCGCCCCUGCUAAGAUUUGGGCUGAUGAUGUUGACAACAGGGUCACCUUUGGCAUGGACAUAGGUAAAGUGCAAGGCUUCUUUAAACCAGGUGACAUGGUGAUCAUAGUGACUGGAUGGAGCCCUGGAUCUGGACACACAAACAUCAUGAGAGCAGUGACAGUGUCAUGAAUCCUCAACUCUGAUUGGAUACAGCCUUUACACUCAACUCUGAUUGGAUACAGGCUUUAAACUCUUAACUCUGAUUGGACACAAAUACUGACUCAUGUUAUUCAUUAAAUGUUUCUGGUAAAUUGCUUAAUAAAAUAGAAGUCAAACUGAAA
This is a messenger RNA of Pangasianodon hypophthalmus (striped catfish), 1879 nucleotides long. RefSeq names its product pyruvate kinase L/R (gene pklr). Gene Ontology annotation, biological process: glycolytic process. The record is from RefSeq and is a predicted model, not a curated record. Bases 153 to 1727 code for a protein of 524 amino acids. Lineage: Eukaryota; Metazoa; Chordata; Actinopteri; Siluriformes; Pangasiidae. Gene Ontology annotation, cellular component: cytoplasm. Gene Ontology annotation, molecular function: potassium ion binding; magnesium ion binding; pyruvate kinase activity. The transcript has 11 exons.